CACUUGAAGAUUCAAUAAAUAAGUAUCCAUUUCAUCGGAUUUCUACUCAGUACGAUUCCUACCGGAAGCCACAGACAAAGGCGCCAUAAGGGGUCGACGGGUCGGUCAAAUCGUUAAUUUUCCGGUGAAAAUACCUGUGUGAAUUGUGAUCGUUACCCUUCUUUUUUUUGGCAUCGUUCUUCGUACGCGUGUGAAAGUGAAUGAGAGUCCUAACAUUUUCAUAUCUCCUGAUCUGUGAAAGAACAAAAAUGUUUCAAUUGAAUGGCAGCAGACAUACUCGUACAGUGCUCUUUCCGCUUCUGCUGAUAGUGCUGGCAGCGUCCUCGUGGAGCACAGUAGCAGCAUCAGAAGCUAAACUUGUUACGGUUGAAGAAGCCAGAUUAAAUGGGGUCGUAGAUACCGCAUCAUCACCGCCGGUGCGCAUUGUAGGGGGAUCUGCCGCUAGUGCCAACCAGUUUCCCUACCAGGUGGCUCUUCUCCGCCAGGGAUCGUUCUCCUGUGGCGGUUCUCUAAUCACGAACAAGUGGGUUCUCACGGCGGCGCAUUGUGUUAUAAGUGGAAAUCAAGUAGUGCAACCAUCACUGAUGGCAGUGCUAGCCGGAACAGUUUACCUUAACAGCGGUGGCGUCCGUCGCAGCGUUCACAGGAUUAUCUCCCACGAGAGGUACGGAAACUUUCGAAACGAUAUAGCAGUAAUGGAAUUGCAGCAAGCAUACCAAAUGGGUAGUUCAAUUUCUACGAUUGCUCUGCGGAGGACGGCGGUUCCCAGCGGCAGCACUGUAACAAUAUCCGGCUGGGGUCGACUGUACACCAACGGACCACUUCCAAGCGUGCUGCAGUACAACCGGGCAACAACUCUGUCUGGCCUUGGCUGUGCUCGGGAAACUGGAAUUAACGCUGGACUACUUUGCUUGAAGUCCUCAGUCAAUAAUGGUGCUUGCAAUGGUGACUCUGGCGGCCCAGCAGUUUACAACAAUCAGCUGGUGGGUGUGGCCAACUUCGUCGUCAAUGGAUGUGGAUCAUCACGUUCGGAUGGUUACGCACUGGUUUCUGAUUUUGUUCAAUGGAUUGAAUCGAGGAUCAAUUAAAUCGAAAAUGAGCUUGAUGCUGCAUAACAAACAGCUGUAGAAGACGAACAACGGAAUGCGAGAAAUAUUCUAACAGGCGUUGUUCAUUGUGUGUUUGCUCAAUAAAAUAUCCUUCUAUGCAACAUGAA
This is a messenger RNA of Aedes albopictus (Asian tiger mosquito), 1216 nucleotides long. RefSeq names its product serine protease SP24D. The transcript has 3 exons. Gene Ontology annotation, molecular function: serine-type endopeptidase activity. The coding region runs from base 201 to 1088 and encodes 295 amino acids. Lineage: Eukaryota; Metazoa; Arthropoda; Insecta; Diptera; Culicidae. The record is from RefSeq and is a predicted model, not a curated record. Gene Ontology annotation, biological process: proteolysis.